This is a messenger RNA of Artibeus jamaicensis (Jamaican fruit-eating bat), 1898 nucleotides long. RefSeq names its product zinc finger protein 135-like. The record is from RefSeq and is a predicted model, not a curated record. The coding region runs from base 131 to 1819 and encodes 562 amino acids. Gene Ontology annotation, molecular function: DNA-binding transcription repressor activity, RNA polymerase II-specific. The transcript has 5 exons. Lineage: Eukaryota; Metazoa; Chordata; Mammalia; Chiroptera; Phyllostomidae. Gene Ontology annotation, biological process: negative regulation of transcription by RNA polymerase II.
GAUACGUGGUGUAUAUACAUCAGGGACUGUCGCGCAGGCAGAGGACCCUGCCACCUCCCUGGAGCUCCAGACGCGCGGACUGCCUGCAGAAAAAGCCAGCUGUUCCUGCAAGAGACCAGAGGAGGAGGGAAUGACCGCUGGGCUCCUGGACAUGGGGUUGCCAGAACAAGUGACCUUUGAGGACGUGGUCGUGGACUUCACCCAGGAGGAGUGGGGGCAGCUGACACCUGCCCAGAGGGCCCUGUACCGUGACGUGAUGCUGGAGAACUUCGGGCUCCUGGUCUCUGUGGGACAUUGGCUCCCGAAGCCCUCGCUCAUCUCCCUGCUGGAACGGAAGGCAGAGCCGUGGCCUGUGGGUGAGGAGGUUCCACCAGGUGUGUGUCCAGAUUUAGAAACUAGAUUGAAAACCAAAUUGUCAGCUGCAAAGCAAGACAUCUCUGAAAAAACAUCCAACAAUGUCCUUGUAGAUAGGUUCCUGUGGAAUGGUCAGCCAGGCUCUGAGCGUGAAGAUGCUGAGGGCCACUGGGUACAGAGUUGUGAGAGUCUUGAUGAUGUGGUACAGGCGGACUUCCAGCCUGUGAAGGCAUCUGUUCAGGAGCAGCAACUAGGGACUGGGUUUGGGGAAUACUUACGUCUGAGCCUAGAUAUCCCAACUCAACCCAUGACUCCUGAAAGACGGUGCUCCUACACAUGGGCAAUGCAUGGAAAAAGGGAACAUCCAGGCGCUAAAUUAAAUGUGCAGCCGAAAACCUAUGCAACAGGGAAAUCCUACACAUAUCAGGAAUGUGGGACAUCCUUUAGUCACAGCUCUGCAUUCAUAGAAUACCAGAGAAUCCACGCUGGUGAGAAACUUUAUAAGUACAUGCAUUAUGGGAAGACCUUCGAUCAAAUUGCACCGUUGAUCCAGCACCAGAGAACUCACACAGAUGGGAAGCCCUAUGAGUGCAGCGAAUGUGGGAAGUCCUUCAAUGUUAGGUCCUCCUUCAGUCAACGGGAGUGGAUUCACACAGGUGAGAAACCCUAUGAGUGCAGUCAAUGUGGGAAGGUCUUUCGGCAAAGCAUACACAUCACUCAACGUCAGAGGAUUCACAUGAGAGAGAAGCCCUAUGAGUGCUAUGAGUUUGGGAAAGCCUUCAGCCACAACACACUCCAACCUGAGCAUCAGAAGAUUCACACAGGAGAGAAGCCAUUCAGCUGUAAUGAAUGUGGAAAAACGUUCAGCCACAGCUCAUCUCUCAGUCACCAUAGGCGGACACAUACUGGAGAGAAGCCCUAUGAGUGUAGUCAGUGUGGCAAGACCUUCCGGCAGAGCACACACCUCAGUCAACAUCAGAGGACACACACAGGGGAGAAACCCUAUAAGUGCAGUGACUGUGGCAGGGCCUUCAGCCACCGCUCAUCCCUAACCAACCACCAGCGAAUCCACACUGGGGAGAAGCCCUAUGAGUGUAAUGAAUGUGGCAAGGCCUUCAGCCAGCUCUCUCCACUCAUUCUACAUCAGAGGAUCCACACAGGAGAGAAACCCUAUGUCUGCAGUGACUGUGGCAGGGCCUUCAGCCACAGCUCAUCCCUAACUAACCACCAGCGAAUCCACACUGGGGAGAAGCCCUAUGAGUGUAACACAUGUGGUAGAACCUUCAGACAGCUUUCUUCACUCAUUCUACAUCAGAGGACCCACACAGGAGAGAAGCCCUAUGAGUGUAAUGAGUGUGGCAGAGCCUUCAGCCAGAGCUCCCCUCUCAUACAACACCUUAGGAUUCACACUAAGGAAAAGCCCUAUACGUGCAACAAGUUGGGGGAGUCCUGCAGUCAUUCCUGAGUCAGCAUGAGAGGACACACUAGGGAAAAGCCAUACAAGUGUGUAAAUUGUGGGCAAUCCUUCAAACAGAGCACUCACC